Molecule: messenger RNA, 4411 nt
Organism: Bursaphelenchus xylophilus (pine wood nematode)
Lineage: Eukaryota; Metazoa; Nematoda; Chromadorea; Rhabditida; Aphelenchoididae
Source: the annotation of a GenBank genome assembly
AUGGCAUUAUUAAUGUCUAACUGGAGAAGCAGACUGCCGUUGGAGUUGGACCUGGUAAGACGAGAUUCUGCGGCCAUUUUAAUUGCUGUUAAUUAAUUAUUUUUUAAUUUCUUUUAAUUAAUUUUUGAUUUUUCCCCAAAAAUUUGCUUUUUUCUCAAAAUUUUGCAGUCUUUCUUGACAACUCACCUGCUGGUUAAACUCUGUAAUCUCCCAAGGCUAUCACUCUUCAAAUUUAUUCAAAUUACCCCUAAUCCCCUGAGGCAAUGUCGGUUUUCAUCCAAAAAUUCGAUUCCAUUCCUGUCUGAUUCCAUUCUCCCGAUUUUACUCUCUCAAAUUCUAUCGUCAUGAGCUACGGAAACAGACAGGUAGGUGGGCCUUUGAUUGUAAGCAGUAGCAACUGUAGAAAGUCAAGAAACAGCUGACUUCUGAGUGUAUUGUAGUGGGGUAAACGUUGACAAACUGUUUUUUGGAGAUUUUUGUGUGAAAUUGGGGUGACAGAUGGUGAGAAGAGAUCAUUUUUGAGGUGCUCUUGGUUUUACAUGGCUGUAAUCGUAGUCAUGGCUUUUUUUAGGGUCUUAUUGGAACCAAGUUUCUAGGUUUUUCAAGUUUUUUCAGUGUUUUCGAAUUGUUUUCAAAAUAAACAAACAUAAAACUUUUCUAGAACAGUUUGGCCUUCGAUAAAAUGGGAAACUACUGUUAGUUUAUGCAAUAUAGUUUAAGCAAUCAAUAAUAUUUUGCAAUCAUUGAGUAGAAAUUGAAAGAGAUUCUUCUUUUUUGUCUGCUUUUCAAUAAAACUGGUAAAUUCUUUGCAUUUUUCUCCAUAAACUUGAGAGAUUUCACUAUAACAUGGCUGCCUAUGGCAACUUGUCUGUAUAGGGAGUGCUUUGAAAGAUGUUUUUUUCAGAUUCUUGGGGAAAAUUUUGUCAUCAAAGGUUGAAAAAACUGGCCUUUUUUGGAUUUUUAUCUGUCAGCUUUUUCAUAUCUUCUGGCCAUAAAGAUCGAACCGUAUCUCAGCUGCGCCUGCAAAACAAUAGCUAAAAUUUUCAGUAAAUAAAACGAAGGCUUUCAAGACUACCUAUGCAGAGUUUAAGGUCUUUGUGACACAUACCCUCGUAGAUAACGCCCAAAAGACCUCUUGCUCAUAAGGUCACUCUCUCCCCUUUCUUUUUCUCCAAAUUAUUACACUACUGAUAAGCCGAAUUACUUUGAAACCUCUGCUCCAAUCAAUCAUCGAUCCGUCCCCUUUACCUUCGAAUUAAAAUCUUUUUUCGAGUCGCGCUCCCUUCACUGUUUUAACACCCUCUCCUCAAUACCCAAAUGUUUGUUUUGACGCUUAAUUUAAGAAAGUUUUGAGGCCGCGACUUGCUCAAAAUCUCGAGUUCUACAAAUUGCUUGAGGCACGCAUGAUCAGGGAGCUUUUUUCCGGUUGUUUACUCUAUGUUCAUAACCGAUAUUAUUCUCUUUUUGUGUUUGCAGCAAAUCGAUCUUCUGAUUGCAUGAAUAAUAUUGGAAUUGAUGGGGAAAUUGGGGAGUUUAUGGAUGUGGGAAGUGUUAAUUAAGGGAAAUUAAGGGGCGAAAAGGUGUGAUAGAUCAUAAAGUUGAUAUUAUUUUCAUUUUUCAGAUGAUUUGAAGUCUGAAAUUGAGGGAAACUCAAAUUUUUGCCUGAUUUUUUUGGUUUUUUCGAUGAGUUUAGAAAAUUAAUGUUUUCUUCAAUUCUUUAAGUAAAAUGAACAAAUGUGCUUUGUUUAUUAUUUAGUUUGCAUGUCUGCAAUUAGUGGGUAAACACUAACAUUCGCUAUUUGCUCACCAAUUUUAUCUUAUCCAUCUUCAAGUCAGACCUCUUGGGUUCGAAAAAAUGAUUACUUUUUAAGAAAAUUUUACUACUUUAUUUCUUCCUAAACUUUCCUUUCUUUUCAAAAAUUAUAAUUUCUAUCGUUGCGCCUUCAGAUUUCAUGUUUUUCCCGUCACUUUUUUACCUUAUCCAUCCUUCAGGUACGGGUGAACGACGCUGGUCCGACGUCCGAAGCUCGGUUGCGCGACUACAUCACAUCCCGAGAAAAUAGCGGCCCACAGUCUGGCCGCGACCUGCUUGGCUUGGCCCACCUCAUCGACCGCCCGCAACGCAAAAACUCGGCUCCGGCCUCGCUCGACUUGAAGAUGGACGAGGCGCGGAACAUGGCGCUCCUCUUUUUCAUGGACCACCUGAUGCAGAAGAACGGUCGGCGGACGAUCCACGACCUCAGUUGCCAGUUCGGAGCGCGCGGAUUCACGCAGGAAAUGAGGGAUGCGGUGGGGACGACGCAAGAAGGACUCACCGAGUUCUUGUCAUCAUUUUCGUCCCUAUUUGAGGUUGAUGGAGAUCAGGUGAUCCUCAAGGGAUUUGGGGAAAUGGAUGGGAAAAACCAUUUGAUGCAAAUGCCUGCGGCUGGAAGGCAGAGGGAUUAUGAGAAGGAAGCGGUGGAAUUUUUCGAGCAAAAGUUGCAAAAAUUUGGACCAGAACUUCAGGUGAGGCUAUCAUGUCAAGUAGAACAUAAAAAAUCUUUCUAAAAUCAUAAAAAAAGUCUGACUCGGCCUUUAAAAGGUCCGAAAAGGGUUUUUUAUUGGGAAAAAUUUAGACAAUCAAGUCUUAAUGUGCAUAUUUUUAUAUUAAUUUAUUAAUAAGUCGUCUUCAGAUCAAAAGUUUGCUCGGCCAUCGUUCACAGGCCGCUCCAGAAGUCCGUCUUGUCUCCGGCCGUCAUCUCAAGGAGUUCUGUGAAUUCCUCCAAACUCGCACGGAGCAUUUUAUUGUCGAAGGAGACCGUGUUCGUCUUCGGAACAUGCCGGAACCGUCAGAUGAGGCAGUUGAACUGGAUGACGAAGGGAAACCUUUGGUCGGCGUUAAGGCCAAACAAGCGGCCGUCGAUUUCUUGAAAGCGGUUUUGGAGCAAAAUGAAGACCAGCCAAUUCCUCUGGACAAUUUUUAUAAGCGCUUUUGUGAGCGCUUUCCUCAUGCAGUGCGGCAGGAGGUUGCGACGAAUCCAAAAGAGUUGCUGCAGUUCCUGAAAUUGAAUCGAAACAUCUUCUUCAUCCGCUCCAACAAGGUCAGCCUUGUGAAGGCGCGGCCAGAGGAUGGGGAAUCCGAGAGUGGCCGAUCCACGGCCUCAGGCGAAAGUGCUGACAACAAUAACGUCCUCUUCCCUCUGUGCAAGGACAAUCUACACCGAAUUCACAUGGUCAAAGCGCUGAAACCGGCCACAGACACGGUUUUUAAUCUGAGGAACGAUCUGGAAUCUCAGAGCGAGCGCUUCUUGGGAGUCGAUUUCAAAUUGGUCUUUUUGGGAGGAACUGAAGAGUUCCUGAGUCUGAUUGUUGUGGCGUCGACCAGUCGAAUCGCUGUGUUCGAUUUGGCACAUUCGGAUUCGAUUUUGUUGGAGAGUGGGCUGAAGGAGUUGCUGGAGGACGAGAAAGUCAUGAAGGUAAGAAAAUAUCCCUCCUUUUACCAUGAACAUUAUGUACAAACAUCAAAAUUUUAUUUUCAAAUUCUUUGACUCCAACAUCUCAUUUACAGGUGAUCCACGAUGUCCGCCGAGUCUCGACGCUGAUGGCUCAACGUUACGCCGUCCACAUGCGGAAUGUGUUCGACACCCAAAUCGCGCACACCAUAAUCCAACACGAUAAAUUGAACAAACCCUUGAAUGAACUGCGUGCCAUUACUUUCAUCAACCUCCAACGAGUAUAUUAUCCCCAAUCUCUGAUGCAGAGUGACAUUACGCCGCGUAAAUUGUCGCAAACGGUCUCCUGGGGUACCCGGCCACUCUCCGAAGACAUGCUCUUGCAGGCCUCGGAGGAGUGUCAUUGCAUUGUGACCGCGUUGUAUCGACUGUUGAACGGUCAAAUGCCGGAGAAACUUCGGAAAUUGUUCGAGCAGAAAUGCCUGGAAGCACUGACGCCCAGUUCAACCAAACCGCCGCCAAGCUUGGCCAAUGGGAGCAAUGGAAAUUCGGGUUCUUUUGAAUUCCCCGCCAAUCUUUAUCGGUAAGUUAAAAGAUGGUAAAAUACGCUUCCUUUCGUAGUUGUAAAAUCUUCUAAUAUUUAAAGAUAAAGUAGGAGAUCUUGACGUAUUUUAAAAUACAAUUUAUUUAAAUUCAGACCCCCACAACGGCGUCAAUCUUCCACGACUUCGGCCCAUUCUCUGGGCGCAACUCCCACUCAAAAUGGACGUCUUGUAAAACAACAUUCGUCUCCCAAUUGGGCCAACAACAACAAUGGAACUCCUCCUCCAACGAACGGAGUCCUGUCGCCCGCUACUCCUCUCGCUCCACUCCACUGUACUGCCCCGUGUUGUGCGGGCCGUCCGAAAAUGGCCGACUCGAGCACUCAGACCUUUUCCACGGGCGAAAUCACCGUGUUGCAGGUGUAUUAUGAGACUUAG